AUGUGGAUUGCUCUAGAAUUGGGAUUGCAGAAAAGUAAAACGAUCGAUAAACACGUGCAAGAGCAAAUCAACAAAGAGCAACAACGUGUGAUAGAAAUAAUGGAUAGUGUAAUGGAUGGGGUAAUGUAUCUUGCAAAAAAUAGUUUAGCAUUUCGUGGUGGAAGUGAUAAAAUUUAUACAAGAAACAAUGGUAACUUUUUGAGUUUGAUGGAGGUAAUUGCGAAACAUGAUCCGGUGUUAAAUAUCCAUCUACGACGUAUUGUUAAGAAGGAAACUCAUUAUCAUUAUCUUAGUCAUAAGCUUCAAAAUGAGCUUAUAACCAUGGUUGCAGAUAAAAUUAAGAGCUCGAUUGUCGAGAAAAUUCGCAAUGCUAAGUAUUAUUCUAUUAUACUUGAUUUUACUCCAGACAGAAGUCAUGAGGACCAAAUGUAUAUUGUGGUAAGAUGUGUAGAUGUUUCUCAAGUUCCAGCAAAAGUAGAAGAAUUUUUUCUUGGAUUUUUGAAUGUGGAUGAUUCAACAGGUGAAUGUCUUUUCUCUGAGCUUGAAGAUGUAUUGGAAAAACUCAUUCUUAACAUAGAUGAUAUAAGAGGGCAAGGAUAUGACAAUGGUUCAAACAUGAAAGGAAAAGAAAAGGAACGACGUGUUAGAAAGCGAAAGAGACAUUUCGAUGACGAUCCUAGCGAGGAGACGGUUUCAUUACCAGUUUGUGACAAUAAGCCAACAAUUUCACUAACUAAGAAUCUUGUGCUUCAUGGAAGAAGUAAACACAUUGAUAUUAAGUAUCAUUACAUCAGAGAGCUUGUCAGUAACAAGGAGAUAGAUGUGGAGUUUGUUGAAAGUGAAGAGCAAGUGGCUGAUAUUUUCACCAAGUCUUUGAAGGCUAAUACUUUCAUUUACUUGCGUGGAAAAUUGGGAAUGAUUAGCAAAGAGUAUCUUGUUUUAAGGGAGGAUGUUGAAGAAUAA
Messenger RNA from Papaver somniferum (opium poppy), 963 nucleotides. RefSeq names its product zinc finger MYM-type protein 1-like. The record is from RefSeq and is a predicted model, not a curated record. The transcript is spliced from 3 exons. NCBI's taxonomy places the organism in Eukaryota, Viridiplantae, Streptophyta, Magnoliopsida, Ranunculales, Papaveraceae. The coding region runs from base 1 to 963 and encodes 320 amino acids.